CUCCUCCUCGGCGGCGGCGGCCGCCGCAGCCGGCGCCGCCGCCGCGACCGCCGCGGCCGCCGCGCUCAGCGCGGUCGUGCCAGCGGCCCCCUCCGGCGUGACGGCCGACGUGGAGUCGGAGUGCCGGUGGCAGGCGGUCCGCUCCGGGUUUUACGCGCUGCGCGCCGGCGGGGACACGAGGCAUUCGUACGGCGGCGGCGGCGGCGGGGUCAUCGCCCCUCCCCCACACGCCAUGCCCUUCCACGCGGCGCACGGAAGCAACGGGUGGCGUGGGGUGGACCACGCUGGGCUCGGCUUGGCGGACGAUUACACGACCGAGGUGUAUCAUCAUCAGCAGCAGCAGCAUCAGCAGCAGCAGCAGCAACCGAGUCGCAUUGAAUCUCUCAUCCAAGCGACGCAACAGAUGAUUAAGGAGGAGGAGCAGAGGCGCCUGGCUCCUUCCAAGAAGACGUCUUCGUCUGUCGCCAAAUUCCCGAGCCCCUCAUCGACGUCGUCGCUGGAGGGAUCUCACGGAGGAGGUGGCGGCGGUAACGGAAAUACCUACGCCAGCUGUUCACCGCCCACGAACCAUCAUCAUCAUCAACAGCAGCAGCAGCAGGCUCAAAGGCAUCACCACCACCAGCAACAACAACAACAGCAGCAGAACCAUCACCACCACCAUCAGCAACAGCAGCAGCAGCACAGCUCCUCGCAAACCGUGCUGGACUACUCGCGAAUCCAACCGUCGACCCACUCCCCUCCGCAGACGCUCGCCUACGGCAAGUCCGCGGCGGGUGGCGGCGGCGGCCUCUACGGCCGCGACUUCAAGCCGGCGGCGUACGACGGGUCGGCGGGCGACGCCGACCGCCACGGCUCGCCGCCGGAGCUCAGCGCGCGGUUCCACCGCGGCGUGCCCGGCGACGCGGCCGCCCGGCACGACCGCGGCUCGCCGGCCGACGUCGCGGGGGAAGCGGAGCAUUCCCCGUGCGCCUACUCGGGCUACGGCGCCGCCUCGAGGCACGCUUGCUACGGCGCCGCCGGCGUCGUCGCGGGCGGCGCCCCCGGUACUCUCGCCGGCGGGGGCGGCGGUGCGGCGGACGGGAAGACCGGCGGGUUCUCGCUGUCGGGGUACGGCGAGAGGACGGCCUUCGACGCCGCCGGGAUUCAUCACGGCCACCACGGACACCUGCAGCUGAACGGGACGUCGGUGAUCAUCAUGAACGGGAGAUAGUUUCCUGGCUGAGAUUCUUUUUUUUCGUCUCAUUCCUCCGGGCCGGGUGAACCGCGGAGCGACUCGCGGUCUCGCCACCGCCGCCGCCACUAGUUUUGUGGGACGUGACCUGGCCCGGAGAUGCGUUUUGCACUUCGCCUGCAAGUUGGAUAGCGCUGGCGGCAGUGGCGGCGGCCAGGUGGACAAAGCGCCGUUGAAAUAAAGAGAGAGGUUAAUAUAAUGGUUGGGGGAGAAGACGUCGAUCAAACGAUGUGGCUUGUGUAGAAUAGCGGCGUCCACGGACGGAGAGAUUUUGAUGCCAGUGGAUCAAGAGGACUGUUCAGAGACUCCCCGAGUAUAAAUGUACAAUUUAAUGAGACCUGUAUUAUUAUUAUUAUUGUUGAUAUUUACUUUUUAUUAUUUUAUCAGAAAACGGAGUAGCUGCAAUUGUUUUGGGUCACGUUGGGAGAAAAAAAAAACUAAAAGUGCGAGGGGGAAAAACGAAAUUAACUCUGUCCAUAUUCAAAGCCACUUUGUUGCAUGAGUUGAUGGCAUUUGAUGUUCACUUUUGAAGGCCCAACAUCCAAGAAUUAUUGGGGAGAAUAUCACCGGUUAUAAGGCGACAAGAUGCCCACCCCCCCCUUUACUCUAUAAAGUGCAAACUUCAUCAAUAAAUCAAUGCCUGAGGUUGUAUUGUUGAUGACUUAUCCAUGAAUCAGUUUAAUAUUUCAUUCGUGCACCUAUUUCACACACGUCAUCCGCACUUCCCAUCGAGCGCGGUGCGAAAGAAGUUCAACGCACGCGCACACUCCGCUGGGGACGAUGCCACAGUGGCGGUGUAGCGGUGAGUGCGCUGGUUCGAUUCAACCUCCCGGCGCAGCAGCUGAAACGGUGGGAGCGACUUUCUUAACUUUCUU
Messenger RNA from Lethenteron reissneri (Far Eastern brook lamprey), 2106 nucleotides. RefSeq names its product box A-binding factor-like. NCBI's taxonomy places the organism in Eukaryota, Metazoa, Chordata, Hyperoartia, Petromyzontiformes, Petromyzontidae. The record is from RefSeq and is a predicted model, not a curated record. Gene Ontology annotation, biological process: regulation of DNA-templated transcription. Gene Ontology annotation, molecular function: DNA binding; DNA-binding transcription factor activity.